Ruditapes philippinarum (Manila clam) is the source of this 2770-nucleotide messenger RNA. RefSeq lists its product as uncharacterized. The transcript is spliced from 3 exons. The coding region runs from base 127 to 1584 and encodes 485 amino acids. NCBI's taxonomy places the organism in Eukaryota, Metazoa, Mollusca, Bivalvia, Venerida, Veneridae. The record is from RefSeq and is a predicted model, not a curated record.
UGUAGCAUAUAUUUACAGAUAAAUGUAAGAUUACUUUAAUUUUAAGUUCUUAAUAAUGUACAUGUUCGGGAGUUUCUUAUUUGAAAUCUAAUAUUUAAUUUCUUAUGAUAAUUUAACAAUAUAAUCAUGAACCAAAAAACAGAAAGGAAGAAAAACGUACGCCCUAAAAAUGAAACGGAAAAUCUGGACAUUUCGGAGCCGUUCGCCUUCAAACAUGAUCUACAUAUCAGUCAAGAGGUUUACCAGGAGAGACGUGUUGAGGACCUUAAUGUGUUUCCCCAAUCACCAUUUCUCGGCAGAAAAGAAAACCUCAGAGAAGACUUUUCAAUGAACUCAAGCAUUUCACAAGUAAUUGAAACAGAAGUAAUACCAGCAAUACGUUCAGAGAUAGGUGACAUCGUGGAAAAGAAAAUUAGAUUUAUUUUCAAUAAACAUAACAUUAAUUCUGGCACUCAUCAUUGCCAGCUAUGCUUGUGUCAUGAGAAGAAAGUGAUUGACGAAGAAGAAGUUCAAAUUGAAAUAAAAGAAACUAAAAAUGCAGCAGUUAAAAAGAAAACCACAUCUGACGAAAUCCAAGAAGAUUUCGACAAUACGUUAGUUAAAAGCAUUACAAAGAAUAAAAAUCAAAACCAUGAAAAACAACUGAAAGAUAUUAAAUCAUUUACUUCAACACCAAAUUCUAAAGAAUCACACGAUAUUUUGAGACAUUUUCAACAUGGUGAAAAACUUGUUAAAUACGGUUCGGAUAUACAGUUAGACCAUGAUAAGCACACAGAAAAGGAAAAGGCACAAGGUUUUAAGAGAACUCAAACAUUACCUGUUUCGGCAUAUCGUACGAAUCUAAACAGACAACACGAGUUGCUUUCUCACACUGGCAAGGCUCUAUCAAAAUCAGAUGAAAGAAAAUGUCUUGCUGAUGCUCUUCAGUGGCAUGUCGAAGAACUUAUAGACGGUAUUGUGUUCAAAGAUAGUGAGUUACCAGACGAUCUUCUAGCUGACAGUUGUCUUACAGAUGAAGAAUGUGCUGAUUUAAGGAAAACACUUGAUCGUAAAGAUCAGGUUCGUGUUCUAACAAGUAUAAUAAAAGGUAGAGACUUGAAAGUCCUUCUACGGUUUUUGAAGCACAUAAAGUCUCAAAAUGAACCAGUUGCAAGAAGUAUUGAGGAAAAGUUCGAACAUAAUAAAAAGACCGGAGUUAGGUGUUCCGAGUGUGCACUCUGCAACUUAACAUCCAAUGUAAAUGCCAAGUACAUAGCUGAUAGGUUAUGGAAAUAUAAUCUUAUAGACUCAGGUUUGUACAACUGGAUCGUACAGAGCGACAAACCAACUGGAGUUCAGGGAGAAAUGUGGCGAGGGAUUAUUAAUUCUCUAAAUUUCCACUGCAAAAAGCAUCGUUCAGAUGUUUGUCAAAUUCUUUCAUCAGCUUUGACAAAGAACAACCACUAUCACCAUGUCGCAAAGGGACUUGAAAGAAUGAUAAACAUAGAGGGAGAAAUGGAUUGUUACUGUGCAAUACGACUGAACACCGUACAUAGAGGAUCUUUGCCUUCUUCUGAUGAAGAGGAGUCCUUCACCAAAACUUGACACAUGUACUCCGUAGAUCCCGUUUUCAAAUUUCCACCAGAUGGAAGACACAUUUUCAGAUGACUUCGGUGAUUGUUUGAAAAGCAAUAUUGUUGCUGUAGAGUCUAAGAAUGAAGUUGAAGAAACAAAUUCGUCUAAGGAAAACGAUAGAAACUUUACAUCAGCAGUUUCUGAACUAUAUUUUUAAAAAAAAAAAUUUGCGCACACGAAGGGCAUAUUAUUAUGUUUUUAUAUGACGACUGACGAAGUAGAAAAUAUUCUUGAAAACACAACAGUACUUCUUGAUGAAAAUAUAUAAAUAUUAAUUAUUCGUCAGAAAACGUAAUUCCUAAAGUGCAUAAUAUAGUAGUAUACAAUAGUUUAUGUAUAAAGUUUACUAUAUGUAAGUAUAUAUAUCUAUAUGUACAAAUCUCUGUCUGUCGGGUGAAUGGGGUCGAAUUCUUCGUAAUAUUAGUGUGCAAAAGCAAGCAGACAGAUGUUUCCAUCAUUUUCUAGUAGAAGAAUUAUAGGAGUGCAUACAAGGCUGCUGUCAAUUUUGUUAACUAAUUUCAUUUUUUUCUAAAAUAAGAGAAGUUUGCUGUGUUAUAAAUGUGUUAUAAAAUGUCUGUCAAUUUAAAUGGCAUAUAUAUGGUAUAUAAACGGUUGUUUGCAAUAUAACACUGUUGCAAAAGAGACAUUUAAGUACAUCCUGUUACAAUCUUAUAAAUAAAUAUUUUGUAAAACUGAGCAGUAGAAAAAGUAAUUUAAAUUUAAAUACUUUGUUUGAAAUAUUGUUAAAUUUGACUGAAAAUGCUAUUGACAAUUGGUUAUUACAAGUAAGAGAUUUAUUAAAUGCAAUUGGUUUUGGUGAAAUGUGGCUUUUCCCAGCAUUUGUUUGUAUAGAAAGGGUUAUAGAAAGAUUUACGCCUGUUCUGAAACAGACACUAAGAGACUUUUAUAUAACAGAAUGGUAUAUAAAUAUAAACAUGUGUCCUUCAAUAUAUUUAUACAAGGAUAUCAAACAAGUUUUUGAAGUCCCACAUUAUCUCAUAGUAUUGAAUAACUUGAAAUACAGACGAGCAAUUGCAAAGAUAAGAGCAAUUGCAAAGAUAAGAUACGUAAGUGAUCACAUGAUUUAAUGACAGAAAAAGGCAAGACACUUUGAAAAUGCAGUGCCCAGAGAUCAGCGAAAGAGUAUGCUAUGUGA